This is a messenger RNA of Porites lobata, 9899 nucleotides long. The record is from the annotation of a GenBank genome assembly. Lineage: Eukaryota; Metazoa; Cnidaria; Anthozoa; Scleractinia; Poritidae.
AUGGCGACCAGCGAUGGUUUUCCGCUUUUUGUGUUGGUUUUUCUCAGCAUAUUUUAUAGCGCUGUUUCAAUCUUGUCAAUCGUUGGCAACAUAUGGGUUAUAAAAACCUGCUACACGACCCUGAAGAGAAGAUAUUUUCCUGUGAUGUGGCUCUUGGCAAAUUUAGCGUCUGCGGAUCUCUUAUUUAUUUUUCUAACGUUUUUUAAUAUUAUCAGCUUUUUUUGGCGUUGGGUGGGUGGCGACGUCACCUGUAAACUUCACGGAUUUCUUGUGGAAGCAACCUACACCGUUUCGAUCACAACACUUGCAGUGAUAACGUAUCAGAGGUUGAAGGCUAUUACUGAUCCAUUUAAUUCAAGAGUUGGUAGUUGGCCACGAAGAGAAUUUUUGAAAAUUAUCCUAAUUUGGUUUCUAUGCUUAGCGGUUUGCACACCCUUGGUUCACAUAUACCGCGUCGAAAUACAAAGUGGCGAUGUGGUUUGUGUUAAUACCACAUGGGGAAAUGAUGGCCGACAAAUCUAUUACAGUUUGCAUGCAACAUUAUUCUUCAUUGCCCCCCUGGCGUAUAUGAUUUUCACUCAGACUCAGAUUAAACGCGCUCUUCGUUCAAGAGUUGAGGUGAUAAGCAACUCAUUUAUUGAGAAAUCAAAUCGAAGAAACAAAAAAAUUGCAAAGACUCUUGCUGCCUUAACUAUAGCUUUUGUUGUUUGCUGGUCUCCCUUCAUGAUCACGCGAACAUUAAUUUACUUUCAUUUGGCUUCCCCGGGUCUCGUUUGGAGAGCAUCCCAACUUCUGAUAUGCCUAAAUGCUGCACUGGAUCCCUUGUUAUAUGGGUAUUUUGGCGGUAACCUCAAGUCUGGAUUACGGCGUCUGCUGAAUUGCAAUUACAUGCAACGACGUGACUCUAAUCUGACCAGUCUGGCUAUUUUUCGAACAAACGCUUUAAUAGAGGAGGAAGAAAAUAAGCGGGGAGUUCCGAGUUAAUUUGUUGCUGAAGAAAUGGCUUUGAAGGGAAUUAUACCGACGAUUUUCCGGGAAAAAAAGACAUGACUAUGAAUUGGAGCAGGUCUUUUACAUCGGACGUAACUGACAAAUAUUGCAAAUAGGAAUAUCUGUUGUUCUUUGUACUGUUAUUGACAUACUGCAUUCGUUAUUGUCGAUUUCAUUGUGGUUUCUUUUCAGUUUAUUACUUGAAGAUAGGCUCUAAACACGCGUCCAAAAAGAUAUGUAUUAAAAACUUAGCAAGGGAGUUUAGAUAAACAGAUAAGCUACAACACGUCACAAAAAGCUUUUCUCUGUGUUUUUAUUCAAAAUUCAUAAAUUAACGUUUAACGAAAUGAAAAAGUAGCGUUAUUUAUUUAAGGACAACGUUUGGAAUAACUGCCGUGUAGUUUGGAACCAUUGAUGGCAAUAGCAGUUGAUAAAUUAUUCAUAGUCGUUCAUCAUACUAAAACACCAGGUCCUACUUCAUGCCUCUUUAAUAUGACAAUUUUUGAGCGGAAGGAGUGUAGGAAAACAGACAACAAGGCUUUCAAAAUGAAUGCUAAUAACCUGUCUUACUUGUCCGGAUUUAUCACAAUUAGAGGAGAUAUAGGUGGGAGGAUAAUGUGCGACCGAAAUUGGCAGAUGGAACGAACAAAGUUUGUAUUGACACAGAGAAACAAUGACACUUUCUCUGGAGACGCACAAAACAAGGGCAAAAAUCCUUCGUUACAAGAAAAAAAGCACCAAUGUUUAGACCGAUAUUUUAAACGUGUUAAGUGAAGCCCAUUUUUUCUGAACGAAAAAAAAAAAGAAGAAGAAGAGAAACUCCAUGAGGCCGCAUGGCUUCUGACCGUGAAGAGAAAAAAGCGAAAUUGGAACUGCUGGAAUAGACUAGAAAUUGCAAGACAAAUAUCGCUCCGGGAACCCUUAUACAAUUUUUGGAUCAAAGAAACUGCCGAAGCGCAUUAAAAAAACAAAACUGACAAGCUGCAUAUCAACCUCCGCCUACAUUAAUCCUGACCAGUAAAUUGCCGUCAACUGACUGAACUGAGACAUUUUGAAACGCCAAAAGAUGAAUAUAUCAUGCGGUUCACACUAAACUAAACCAAUUCAAAAACGUUUUUUUAUUUCUUUCAGGCCCCUUCCACACUACGCUAGAUAGAUUUGAAAAUUCAACUCUAUUCUUACAGUUAGGCCUAUGGUUCACACUAAAUCCCUCUGAAAUUUCCCACAGAAUGGAAAACCGAACGAGCAGUCGAAACGCAGCGAUCUACAUCACACUGAGUGACUAAAUCGUUUGAACACGCAUAAUUGCACUUCACCACUGUGAACAACCUUCAACCAUUUUCGACAAAAAGACAAAUGCCUAGAGGCAUCUGCUAGCAGGGAAAUGUAAAUGCCUCAACGUCUUAACUUUACUAUUGUUAUAUAUAAUGACAGUUUAUCAAAAGAGAACUUUGUUCACGAUGCAUUCGCGAUCGUCAAGGAAAGAUUAUCGAUGUUUUGUAAUACCGUCAAAGGCACGUUACAACUAAGAGAGGACUGACGGUCCUUCAUCCUCCCUUGGAUACGACAACGGCGACGUCGAUGAAAACUUUGCCGUCCAAGCUCAGACAGAGAUAGUAAAACAAAUUACCACCUUUUCGUUUCCGUUCCCAAAUAAACCUUAAGUUUGGUCAUUUCACGUGGUGGUUGAGCACAGACGACAGAGAAGUUAACAAAAAAGCGCGAUACACUUGCAGUGAUCUUGUUUCGGCUCAUUAACCCUACUGGUUUUUGACGGUCCCGUUCCUGUCGCCGUCGUAGUUUCGUGAGGUCCAUACGUAUUUUUAUUGCUUUACCGGCAAAUAACCGCAGGUGUUCUUUUGGUUCUAGAAUGAAAGAGUUAAAAGUUUCGAGUCCGAAUCUGAAGCUGUUACUAUAUACUUUUUUGACCGGUAAAUGGCACGAAGAACAAGUGUCCAACCCUUAUUAGUAAAAUCCAACCAGUGUUCAAUAAUCAAUCCUGCGUUCUUAUUGGUUGAGCUUAUACUAGGCUAUAUGUUAUAGCCCACUAGUAGCGAAAUGUGCCGGCUUUGAAAACCAAAACAAUGGCGGUUGAAUCGCGUUUCGCUAGCUAAACUUGUUUUGUCUCGAUAUUUUUGAGAUAGUUGGAUUUUACUAAAACAAUUAUUCCUCUCGCCCUCAUGGCCUCUGAAUCAAUAGCCCAUUCGGCCUUCGGCCUCAUGGGCUAUUGACUCAGAGUCCAUUCGGGCUCGAGGAAUAAUUGUUAACUAUAGUACAAAAAAUGACCAAUGACAAUUUUCUCCUAACAGUAUCCAUGCAUAAUCAAAGAAAAAUUGAUUUUUAAACCACUUCUCUCUACUAGUUGUCUAGGGAAAUCUAUGGAGACUGAUCAGUCUGGAACUGAUUUGUAUUUGGAUAUUGGGAUUUUUUCAACCUAGUGAGUGCUCUGUACCUACAAAACCGUCCAUCCUAUGGGAAAGAAAUAUUAGGAGCAGUGGCAAAAACCGUUAAGUAAUAUGUCCAAAUCAGAAUAGAACGAACGUUCAUAAAGUGGUCUUUAUUAGAGGAAUGAAGGAGUUAACGCGAGAGAGUAUUAUGAUAUUUUUUUAAUUUUUUAAGGCUCUUACUUAUAUGGAGUAUGUUUUAUAUAAAUGUACCAAAAAAGAGACAGGAAAGUUAUCAAUAUAUAGAGUUCACUUCAAUAACAAGAGAGAAUGAAUUCUCUCUUGUCUUGUCAAUAAUAAAUGUGAGCAUAUAUACAAUUUACUGGCUGCCGGCCCUCACAAAUCAGUUGCCUUAUGAGCUAUGGCAUUUGGUGAGGAGUUUUCUUUGAUCACGGUGGUUUUCUACAGUCUUCUUUAUUGUACUGUUUUCACUAUGUCAGUCGUUGGUAACUCAUGGAUCCUUGUAGUCACAUACCAAAGAAUAAUCAAGAAAAGAAGAUUUAAUCAUUUUACGUGCCUCGUGGCGAAUCUGGCGUUCGCUGAUCUCGUUUUUAUUUUUCUCACAAUUUUCAACUUUGUCAGCUUUUACUCUGAUUGGCCAGGAGGUGAUCGCACUUGCAAAUUUCAUGGGUUUCUUGUCGAGGCAACCUACACAACUUCCAUCUCGACGCUUGUUGUCAUAAGUCAUCAGAGACUGAAGGCUGUGAUUGACCCCUUUGAGGCGAGAUUUUGUCGUUGGACAAGAAUGAAAUACACGAAACUGGCCAUAAUAUGGAGCCUGUGCUUUGCUGUUUGUUUACCUUUGGUCUUCAUAUACCGUGUGGAAACAAGAAACGGCCAAAUUAUUUGUGUUAAUACAACAUGGGGAGAUAUUGGUAGACAAAUUUACUACAGUUUGCAUGGGACACUUUUUUUUGUUGUACCUUUAUUAUAUAUGAAUGUCACACAGAUAACCAUAAAUCGCGCUCUCCUGCGAAGAGUCAAAGUAGUACGCAACAGCGUCGCAGAAGAAACUAACAGAAGACACAGGAAAGUUGCCAAAACACUUGCAGCUCUAACUAUAGCAUUUGCAAUAUGUUGGUCACCUUUCAUGAUCACACGUACACUAAUUAACUUUCAUUUAACUUCACCCGGUAUUGCAUGGAGAGCAUCUCAAAUUCUGAUAUGCGUCAACCCUGCUUUGGAUCCCUUGUUAUACGGCUACUAUGGUGGAAAUCUAAAAACUCGAUUACAAAGAGUUCUGAGGGGUCGUUUUCCACGGCGACGGGCUUAUGAUGUUACAACGGAUAAUACGUCGACUGUUUAAGUUAUAUUCUAACCUGUUAAUAGAUAAAAACUAGCCUGAAAUAGUUUUCUCAAUAUUGCCCACAUUUUAUAAGUUUUGAAGUACUGUAAUAUUAAUUCCGGCUUUAUAGAGCUGAGAUAUUUCUGACAUUUACUGAUCAGAAUAGAUUUUGUGAUGUAGCAAGUGGAAUGUAUCAAAUAUAAAAGUCUGUGUGCAAUAACAAAACUUACAGUUUUUCAGUUAAUUUUUGGCAACCGUCACGGUAAGAUUGGUUCGCUUCCGAGCUCGAACAAACAUCAAAAGCUGUUGUCUUGCUUGUUCCCAGAUUUACUGUUCAAAGUUGAGUAUAUAUCUUGCCGGCAUUAAAAGUUAGUUUUUAGGUUUUUAACAAACUCGAUCCAAAAAUCUGCUACAGGCAAACAGAUCAGAAGCUAAUUGUACAAGUAAAAAGACAUUACAGUUUCCUCAUAGAAUAACUAAGUUUUGUUCUUUUUGAGGAAUGAAAGAUCAACUUAACAUUCAAGUUGCAGUUCAUCUCGAAAGUGUUUGUGUCUGUAUUACAGAUCAAACCUGGGUUACUCAAAUCUUCUCUGUGAAGUUGUAGUUUGUUUCAGUACGAUCGAGAUUAAUCGAGAGCCACUGAUUUGUAUAUACAAGUGUUAAGGGCUCUCAUUUGAACAAUAUCUAACCUUGCAACUCCCUUGUUCAUUUUAGUAGAUUCUUAAUUACUACAGCUUUUGAGAGAAGCCUAAAAAUAUUCCGUAUUUCGCGAUUUACCUUCAUCUUCAAUUUACCGACCGUCUGAUCCUUGGAAAAAACACAAAAUGGAACAAGACAUAGCUAUUGCAGAUAACUAAUGGCUAUCUGCUUUUUAGAGAAACGUUCUUUUAAUUUUCUUUCUUUUUUUCUUUAACUUUGUUUUUAGGGGGGGAGGGGGCUUGGGGGCUGUGAGUUCUUUGAAUUUAUAGCGGAGCUCCACAACGCGUGCAUGCGUACCCCUAUGACUAGGCAUGACGGAGACAAACAUCCUGCCAGGACUGGAAUGUGUUUGCAUACCUUAGGGCUUCUCCACGCGUAUCCGGAAAUAUUUGAAAAUGGACAUUUUUUUCAAAUUUAAUUUAUCGACAAAAAAUACGUUCACACGUAGCGUAUUGGAAUCGUUUUCACCCGUCCAGUCGAAAACGGUAAAGCAAUAGAAAUUCUAUAGCAUCCAUUACACGGCAUGCGCUGUAUGAUGUAUGACAUCAUUUUUCAGUCGUAUUCAAAAACCUCCAUUUUCGUCCGUCCAAACAAAAAAGACAAGUCGGCGCUUUAAAAAAAAUCCAAGCUGGGACAGUUUUCGAUAACUCGCGUUUUUGGUGCCCGAAAACGUCGUUUACGUGUGGAGGGAAGGCUAAGAUGAAAAAAAAUCUCCGUUUUCAAACACCCGGAUGCCAGACGCCAUGUGGACGCGUUGUGGGAAUUUAUAUUAGGCUGAUUUAGCAACAGAACGGGAACGUCAUUUGACGACGGGAAAGCGCGCGAAAAGGACUAAACUCGACUUCCGGUGCCCAAUUUGCCGCUCUGCCAUUGGUCAAGCCAAACCAGUUGUUUAAAUUGCGCGCGCCGUCGUUAACUGACGUUCUCGUUCGUAAACUGCGGGACUGCAGAUAAAUAAAGCCAAACAGUUUCCAUUUCUGGUUAUUUCCUGUGCGCUAUUGCCUUUUUUAUGUUUGUCACACGUCACACAAAUAUCUUCAACGAAAUGAAAAAGUAGCGUUAUUUAUUUAAGGACAAACCUUUGAAAUAACUGCCGUGGUUACUGCCGUGUAGUUUGGGACCAUUGCUGGCAAUAUAUAUGAAUUGAUAAAUCAUUCAUAGUCUUUCAUCAUACUAAAACACCAGUUCCUACUUUAUGCUUCUUUAAUGUGACAAGUUUUAAGCGGAGGGAGUUUAGGGAAACAGUCAACAAGGCUUUAAAAACGAAUGCUAAGACCUGUCUACUUGUCGGGAUUUAUCACUAUUAGAGGAGAUAUAGGUAAGAAGAUAAUGUGCGGCCGAAAUUGGCAGAUGGAACGAACAAAGUUUGUAUUGACAGAGAGAAACAAUGACAUUUUCUCUGGAGAAGCACAAAACAAGGGCAAAAAUCCUUCGUUACAAGAAAAAAAUCACCAAUAUUUAGACCGAUAUUUUAAAAGUGUUAUUUAUAUAAGUGAAGCCCAUUUUUUCUGAGAGAAAAAAAAAAGAAGAAGAGAAACUCCAUGAGGCCGCAUGGCUUCUGACCGUGAAGAGAAAAAAGCGAAAUUGAAAGCCUGCUGGAAUAGACUAAAACUUGCAAGACAAAUAUCCCUCGGUGAACCCGAGGGAAGAGCAUUAUAAAAACAAAACUGACAAGCUGCAUAUCAACCUCCCAGCCUAUACAUUAAUCCAGUAAAUUGCGGACACCUGACUGAACUGAGACAUUUUGAAACGCCAAAAGAUGAAUAUAUUCGGUUCACACUAAACUAAACCAAUUCAAAAAUGUUUUUUUUAUUUCUUUCAGGCCCCUUCCACACUACGCUAGAUAGAUUUGAAAAUUCAACUCUAUUCUUACAGUUAGGCCUAUGGUUCACACUAAAUCCCUCUGAAAUUUCCUACCGAAUCGAAAACGGAACGACCAGUCGAAACACAGCGAUCUACAUCGCACUGAGUGACUAAAUCGUUUAAACACGAAUAAUUGCACUUCACCACUGUGAACAACCUUCAACCAUUUUCGACAAAAAAAAAAUGUUCCCUGCUAGAAGAUGCCUCUAGGCACCUGCUAGCAGGGAAAUGUAAAUGCGUCAACGUCUUCACUUUACUUAGCCUAUUGUUAUUAAUAUAUAAUGACAGUUUAUCAAAAGAGAACUUUGUUCACGAUGCAUUCGCCGUCGUCAAGGAAAAAUUAUCGAUGUUUUGUAAUACAGUCAAAGGUAAGUUACUUCUAUUAAGAGAGGACUGACGGUCCUUCGACCUCUCUUGGAUACGACAACGGCGACGUCGAUGUAAACUUUGCCGUCCAAGCUCAGACAGAGAUAGUAAAACAAAUUACCACCUUUCCGUUUCCGUUCCCAAAUACACCUUAAGUUUGGUCAUUUCACGUGGUAGUUGAGCAGGGACGACAAAGGAAUUAACAAAAAAGUGCGAUACACUUGUAGUGAUCUUGCUUUGCUCAUUAACCCUACUGGUUUUUGUCUUUUCCGUUCCUGUCGCCGUCUUAGUUUGGUGAGGUCCAUACAUAUUUUUAUUGCUUUACCGGCAAAUAACCGCAGGUGUUCUUAUGGUUCUAGAAUGAAAGAGUGAAAAGUUUCGAGUCCAUUCUGAGGCUAUUUAGUAAAAUCCAACGAGUGGUCUAUUAUCAAUGCUGCGUUCUGAUUGGUUGAGCAACUAUUAGGCUAUAUGUUAUAGCCUACUAGUAGCUAAAAGCGCCGGCUUUGAAAACCAAAACAAUGGCGGCUGAAUCAAGUUUUGCUAGCUAAAGUUGUUUUGUCCCGAUACUUUUGAACAACUAGUUGGAUUUUACUAAAACAAUUAUUCCUCUCGCCCUCUGAGUCAAUAGCCCAUUCGGCCUUCGGCCUCAUGGGCUAUUGACUCAGACCCCUUUGGGGCUCGAGGAAUAACUGUUAAAUACUUCUUUGGCCGGUAAAUGGCACGAAGAACAAGUGUCUAACCCUUAUUAGUAAAAUCCAGCUAGUGGUCAAUAACAAUCCUGCGUUCUGAUUGGUUGAGCUAAUACUAGGCUAUAUGUUACAGCCUACUAGUAGCGAAAUGCGCCGGCUUUGAACAACAAAACAAUGGUGGCUGAAUCGCGUUUCGCUAGCUAAAGUUGUUUUGUCUCGAUAUUGUUUACCAACUAGUUGGAUUUUACUAAAACAAUUAUUCCUAUCGCCCUCAUGGCCUCUGAAUCAAUAGCAGAUUCGGCCUUCGGCCUCAUGGGCUAUUGACUCAGAGCCCUUUCGGGCUAGAGGAAUAAUUAUUAACUAUAGUACAAAAAGUGACCAAUGUCAAUUUUCUCCUAACAGUAUCCACGCAUAAUCAAAGAGAAAUUGAUUUUUAAACAACUUCUCUCUACUAGUUUUUUAGGGAAAUCUAUGGAGACUGAUUAGUCUGGAACUGAUUUGUAUUUGGAUAUUGGGGUUUUGUCGACCUAGUGAGUGCUCUGUACCUACAAAAACGUCCAUCCUUUGGGAAAGAAACAUUGGAAGCAGUUGCAAAAACCGCAGAAUAGAACGAACGUUCAUAGAGUGGUCUUUAUUAUUUAUUAUUUUGCCUUAUGAGCUAUGGCGUUUAGUGAGGAGUUUUCUUUGAUCACAGUGGUUUUCGGCAGUCUUCUUUAUUGUACUGUUUUCAUUUUGUCAGUCGUUGGUAACUCAUGGAUCAUUGUAGUCACGUACCAAAGAACAAUCAAGAAAAGAAUAUUUAAUCAUUUUACGUGCCUCGUGGCGAAUCUGGCGUUCGCUGAUCUCGUUUUUAUUUCUCUCACAAUUUUCAACUUUGUCAGCUUUUACUCUGAUUGGCCAGGAGGUGAUAGCACUUGCAAAUUUCAUGGGUUUCUUGUAGAGGCAACCUACACAACUUCCAUCUCGACGCUUGUUGUCAUAAGUUAUCAGAGACUGAAGGCUGUGACUGACCCCUUUAAGGCGAGAUUUUCUCGUUGGACAAGAAUGAAAUACACAAAAUUGGCUAUAAUAUGGAGCCUGUGCUUUGCUGUUAGUUCACCUUUGAUCUUCAUAUACCGUGUGGAAACAAGAAACGGCCAAAUUAUUUGUGUUACUACAACAUGGGGAGAUACUGGCCGACAAAUUUACUACAGUUUGCAUGGGACACUUUUUUUUGUUGCACCUUUAUUAUACAUGAAUGUCACACAGGUAAACAUAAAUCGCGCUCUUCUUCGAAGAGUCAAAGUAGUACGCAACAGCGUCGCAGAAGAAACUAACAGAAGACACAAGAAAGUUGCCAAAACACUUGCAGCUCUAACUAUAGCAUUUGCAAUAUGUUGGUCACCUUUCAUGAUCACACGUACACUAAUUAACUUUCAUUUAACAUCACCCGGUGUUGCUUGGAGAGCAUCUCAAAUUCUGAUAUGCGUCAAUCCUGCUUUGGAUCCCUUUUUAUACGGCUACUAUGGUGGAAAUCUAAAAAUUCGAUUACAUAGAGUUCUGAGGGGUCGUUUUCCACGGCGA